GGGUCGGUUUCUUCCACGUGUCGCCCCGAAGAUAUCUUUAGAAACAAACAAUUCCCAUCGCGUCGUCAAACUAUGAAUGAAUUUUGAUGUAUUUGUAAAAUAAUUAAAGCAUCGAGAAAUCGAUCGCUCGUCGGAAACAACCGAGCUCUGGAGAUGAAUCACGAAGCCGACGACGGCGAAGAUGUAGCGGCGGUGGCGGUGGAAGACGUGGAGGUGUGGGAUACGUUGAGUAAUGGAUUCAAGCGUGCACAGCUUUUUCUUGAUCAGAAUCGUGAUUUGAUCCAACGAGUCAACGAAAACCACAUGUCUCGAAUCCCAGAUAACGUCGCUAGAAACGUUGGCUUGAUCAACGAAAUCAACGGUAAUAUUUUCCGAGUUAUGGAGAUUUACUCUGAUUUAUCUGUCGAUUUAGCCAAAAAUUUCGAUCAGCGGCGGAGGACGGCCAAGAACGGCGGCACUACAACUACCACCACCGGUUCUUACGGCGGUAGACGGAGAUCUUGCGGUUCCUAAGCGCAAUACGCAACAGCAAACUCCGAUUUUAGCUAAUUUCAUGCCGGAGUCACUGUUCUGUUUCAUGAAGUUUGUAUAUGAUUACAAGAAUUAGGAGUUGAUUUUGGGGUUGAUGUGAAUUAGUGUGGUGGAUUAGGAUGUUGCACUAGUCUCUUACGUGAUCUCUAAGGUAUUCUAUUCUUCUGUAUUCAGCUCCUCUGCUUUUGUUUGAUUCUUGCAUGUCUCAUUCGUAUAAUCAUUCACUAGUUUCAUGAUUUUUUCGAUGGCUGGUUGUCUGUAUUAUGGAUUUCAAUAGCUUUUAGAGAAGAUAUGAGUUGCACCAAAAACAGAUGGCUCUGGUUAGUUGUUGAAUAGAGUCAGAUCAUGAUG
This is a messenger RNA of Arabidopsis arenosa, 882 nucleotides long. NCBI's taxonomy places the organism in Eukaryota, Viridiplantae, Streptophyta, Magnoliopsida, Brassicales, Brassicaceae. The record is from the annotation of a GenBank genome assembly.